Molecule: messenger RNA, 2796 nt
Organism: Varroa destructor (honeybee mite)
Lineage: Eukaryota; Metazoa; Arthropoda; Arachnida; Mesostigmata; Varroidae
Gene: Sil1
Product: Sil1 nucleotide exchange factor
Cellular component (GO): endoplasmic reticulum
Molecular function (GO): adenyl-nucleotide exchange factor activity
Source: RefSeq, a predicted model, not a curated record
AAUAUAAUUUGAAUACAUUUCAUUAUUGUCAUAUGGAAAAUUAUCAUAUGAACUGCAAUGCCAACAAGGUACCACUGUAUUACUAAAAAUUCGUGUGGUAAGAUCGACGUGUACAUCGAAAUCUACGAUUGUGAUGAAAUUCUGAGAGAACCGUCCUGGGCCAGUGUGUUCCCUUUACGAAAGACGAGCACAGCUUAACUGAAGUGGAACUGUUGCGGAUUUAUCACAGAUUGGCAGUGCUGCAAUUAGAUAUGCGAUCUCUGUGGAUAGGUUCAUUAUCCACGCUUCGCAUAAUAUUGUUGAUGCAAGGUAUUUCUUCGUCGUCGACUCAGCGAGCACUGGUAAAUCUCGCGCAACCUAGCGCGGAAAUCAAUUCUAAUACUAACUCUGCCACUGAAUCUGUCCCACAAAAGGUAUUCAAGCCCGAAAAGUAUUGGAAGGUGGUUCAACCGGACGAAGCUAUUCCGAGAGGUCUUCAUGUUCGCAUUAACUUGCAAACCGGCAAAAAAGAGGCCAAGCUUCUUGACAGGUCAGAACAGAGGCUACAGAAAAAAAUAUACCCAGAAGAUCUAAAGAUGUACCUGAAGAGCAUGAAAAACGAAGGCGAUAAUCUUAACAUGACGGAGAAAGAGAAAAUUCGUGAUAUGUCAAGUAUUCAGAAGGAAUUUCGGGACUUCGAUCUCAGGCCAGUGAAAUUAGAAAGCCACACAAUUCAAGAAUUGCUUGAAACAUUUAGAAAUGCAUCCUUAUCCUUGGAGGAUAAACAGAACAGUCUAAAAGAGAUGGAGUAUUUACUUCACCAGUAUGACGUGGCCCAGGACUUUGUCAAAAGAGGAGGCGUUCGCGAUCUUUUGAGUGUAUUAGAAGAUCGUACCCUUAGGCCUGAUGCGGCCCUAGCUUUAGGCGCAGCACUUCAAGGUAACCCUGUAGUGCAAGCUGCAGCAUUGAACGCUCGAGGAGUUCAUUCCUUACUGGUUGCGCUGCGUGAUGGUUGUGGCCCACAUUGUUUAUUUGCACUUUCAACCCUACUUCGGCAGUUUCCCAAAGCUCAGAGGAGUUUUCUUCAAGAAGAAGGUGCUACGAUCCUUUCAAAGGUGUUCUCCGAACCCGAUGCAAGUCAAAAACUAAAAGUAAAAGUGGUUACUCUUCUCAGUGAUUUACUGGUCGAAAGAAGUCAGGCAGUGGGAGCAAUGCAGAACGAUUCUCGAAAAACGUCCUAUAGCGAAGUGGAUCUUCUCCCGAGUAUGGUACAGGCUGGCUUCUGUGAGAUGAUUCCGCGGCUGCUGGGGUCAUUCAGCGAAGACGUAAGAGAGAAGGUAUUGCACGCUCUUCACGCACUGGUUGACCAUUGUAAAUUAGAUAAAUUGGUACCCCAUUUGGAAAGUCUACGUAGUCAUUAUCGGUUUCGAAUGUAUGAGGAGAGCACGGAUGUGCCUGACGAGUACUUUGAGGGCCUUUACAAACUGGCGGACGACCUUGUCAAACACAUCACUGAUGUCAAUCACACUCAUGGCGAACUGUAGUAACCAAACAACGGACGGAUCUCAAGCUGCAGUAUUAAGGCUUGCGCGCAGACUAGAACAUACAUCACCACUACGCGUCCCGGUCGUUCGGGCAACGUCCCGAAACUUCUCGAGCGUUGGACUUCGGCUUUCAGAAGAAGCGCUCUUCACACUGGUGCCGUUCUUCAACGUCCCUAAGCUGAUAGUAACAGCCUGUUCCCAAAAUCGCUGUUUAUCCUUAGUAGAACGCGGCGACGUACUCUGUAAUUGUGAUAAUAACUACGGUUUAGAUAUUCCGCACCUAUGUUUUCCAUAACGCAUCUGUGAAGUACAAUAUUACCGUAUGAUUGGUACAAUAAAGGAGAACUGAACUUUAGCUAUAUAUAUGAAAGCGGUACAUAAGGAUUAGGCUUUAAUAACGAACAUGUCGAAUAGAAAUAGCGACCCUUCUAAAAGGAUGCACCGAUAUUUGGAGCACCUGUGGGAACACGGAUUGCGUAAUUCAGAUCAUACCGUACAUCGGCAAUGUCCUGAUCAGACAGUAAGGAUGUUCUAGCCAAUGCCAUUGGUGAUCCACGAACGUGCGGCCGAAAGUAUUAGACUAGUUUGCAUCAAUAACGAACUAUGAUAUUUCUAGAACAUAUAAGUAUGCGGCUAUUCUGCCUAAUACAGCAUUUAGACAAAUUGCGAAAGCUCCGUUGAACUGAGCUCUGUUGCGUGCGGUUGUAGGUCUAUCUGCCAGAUUGUUAACAUGAAGGAGUUUGAAGGUCUGAUCGUAAAUGCUACAAGGCGCAGCAAGAACUCAUGGAGCGUGACGGUGACGCAACAGUCCUUUUGCGUCACCCGUUAUUGGGCAUAUAAGUUAAUAACGCAGCUUCCACCUGAAUGAUCACGUUUUGCUUAAAAACUACAAUAUUGUUUUAGGUAUUGGAACAAAUAAUUGGUGAAAUCUUCUUCCUCAUAUACACAAAAUGUUGUCAACUUAUCGAUUUAUAGAAGCAUUAGGGUGCUGUGUUAAUUUUUGUUGGCUUCAAACAUUAUUACUAUCGUUAUUAUUCCUUCAGGAACUUCUUAAUCAUUCUGCAAAUUAUGCCUAUAGAUACUCUCUAAAAUCGGUUACAUGCAUAGUUGCAUAGUAUUUCUUGAAAAGGAUAGUUAUACGUAAGCGCUUAUUUAAGCGUAAGAAUAUAAUAUUUUGCGAUAACGAAUAUGGAUGGUCUCACAACCUCUGCAGUGGCUGGUGGAAGUCUUAAGUUGUUGCCGGUCACGAGCUUUUGUGAUUCGUUUAGGGGAA